This is a messenger RNA of Anopheles merus, 1625 nucleotides long. RefSeq names its product gustatory receptor for sugar taste 64a-like. Gene Ontology annotation, biological process: detection of chemical stimulus involved in sensory perception of taste; sensory perception of sweet taste. Gene Ontology annotation, molecular function: sweet taste receptor activity. Bases 97 to 1398 code for a protein of 433 amino acids. NCBI's taxonomy places the organism in Eukaryota, Metazoa, Arthropoda, Insecta, Diptera, Culicidae. The transcript is spliced from 3 exons. Gene Ontology annotation, cellular component: membrane. The record is from RefSeq and is a predicted model, not a curated record.
AAGGACUACGGCGACAGUCUGGCUUUGACAACACAACAAGGAUAACCGGACACACUGUCGUCCUGUUUGGUUACAGUCUGUGAUAAUCUGUGCGCGAUGCUUAACAUGACACCACCGGAAGUGACUCCCGUCAAACGAUUCCCAGGCGUGAGCAGACCCCCAUCAACACCUUCCACUGCGCUGGCCGAAGAGACACCACCGGCCGACGGUGCAGCGGAACGGGAAUGCAGCACGCACGAAGCGGUUGCCGCGGUCAUCUUCAUGGGGCAGCUGUUCUCGCUGAUACCCAUCGUCGGUUACGCCCGGACCACCGAUCCGCGGGACGUCCGGAUGCGCCUCCGUUCGGUGCAGUUCGUGUACGGCUGUGUGACGCUGUUUAUCAUGCUGACACUUAUCAUAAUGCUUUACAGUGUUGGUAAAGGUCGUUCGUUUCCUUUCCGGACAGCUUCACUCGUUUACUACGCCAUCAUCGUGUUCUUUAUGGUGGAGCUGAUGCUGCUGGCCCGCAGCUGGAGCCAAAUUAUGGGCCGUUGGUACACGGACGAGGCACCGUUCCGCACCGAUCCCUACCGGCCACCGAGCCGCACUUUGCCCUUCCGCCGCCAGGUGCACCUGAUCGCGUUCGGCGUCAUGUUCCUGGCGUUCGUGGAGGACACACUGAACUUCGUGUCGGCGUACCGCCUGAACGAGCUGCACAUACGCUACUGUCCGCACACUGCCGGUUUCUGGAAGAACUUUUUCCACCGCGAACAUCCGUACGUGCUGCGCGUCAUCCCGUACCAUCCGGUCGUUGGGUGGACGAUCGAGCUGACGAUGCGCAUUGCCAAGUUUACCUGGCACUAUGUGGACGUGUUUAUUAUCUGUCUCAGCAUGGGGCUGCAGCGCCGGUUCGUGCAGUUCAACGAGCGGCUGGAACGGCUCGACGGUCAACCCCAAUCGCAAGGCGUUUGGCGUGCACUGCGGCUAGACUAUGUGCGGCUGUCCGAGCUGGUCACGUUUGUCGACGAGCGGUUCUCGAAGUUGAUUCUGUUCUGCUGUGCAAAUGAUAUGUUCUUCAUUACCGUGCAGUUGUUCAACAGUUUUGAUCUCAAACCAACCACAGUGACGACGGUUUACUUCUGGUACUCGCUCGGCUUCCUAAUCGGACGCUGCUUUCUGAUGCUGUUCGUGGUGUCCUCGAUAAGCCGCGCGUCGGAGAAACCGCUGGAAACGUUGCGCCGCUUCCCGAGCACGAACUGGAAUCUGGACCUGCGGCGGCUCUGCGAUGCAGUGGCCACGUCCGAGAAUGCCCUGUCCGGCAAGCGGUUCUUCUUCGUCCGCAGACCACUCAUACUAGCGGUAAGCUGUUGUUGUUUUUUUCCCCCAAAUUACACUGCAAUAACACCAGUUUUGGGUUAGCUUUGUUGUAUCCAUUAUUUAAAUGACAAAAAAAAACAGCUGUAUUCUUAAGAGAAGAGUCAAAACAUCACAAAAAUCACAGCACAAAUCGUUAUCUCAAUGGUACAUUAAAGGCAUUUUAAAGCGUCAUAGCAAUGCGGAUGGAACUGGGAAUUCCAUGGUAGAUAAAACUAUGUAACAGACACUUCCGGUCUGGGCACUGUCGUUGAACCAGGAAGCGCACCGUC